This is a messenger RNA of Capsella rubella, 1427 nucleotides long. Its product is annotated as protein STRICTOSIDINE SYNTHASE-LIKE 6. Gene Ontology annotation, biological process: biosynthetic process. The transcript has 4 exons. Gene Ontology annotation, molecular function: strictosidine synthase activity. The coding region runs from base 128 to 1246 and encodes 372 amino acids. Lineage: Eukaryota; Viridiplantae; Streptophyta; Magnoliopsida; Brassicales; Brassicaceae. The record is from RefSeq and is a predicted model, not a curated record.
AUGUUUGAUAUUUCUUCUUCGUGUCAACAUCGAUUGUGAAAAUUUGGUGUGUUCUGUUUCUGUUAUAUCACUCCAAGAUUUGGUGUCUUCUUCACCAUUUUUGUUUUCGUCCACAAAAUCUGAUCCAAUGCCAGCUGUAUUGUUCUCCUCUCGGUUUCUCUUCUUCUUCACGACCCUCCCCAUUCUCGUAUCUAUCGCUCUUUACCGACUCGACACCUUUGACCCCGCUCAUCAUACCGCUGACUCACUCGUCUACUCUAAUGCUUCAAUCCCGCCGCUUAUAAAUGACAAAUUUCUCAGCGGCGCUGAGUUUAUCGUUGUUGGUCUCCUCAGUAGCCCCGAAGAUAUCGCCUACCAUAAAGACUCUGGUCUCAUCUAUACCGGUUGUGUAGAUGGAUGGGUGAAACGAGUCAAAGUCACUGAGUCGGUUAACGAAUCAGUGGUUGAGGAUUGGGUUAACACCGGAGGUAGACCGCUCGGAAUCGCUUUCGGAAUCCACGGCGAAGUCAUCGUUGCAGACGCUAACAAGGGGCUGUUGAAUAUAAGCGGUGACGGGAAAAAGACGGAGUUAUUAACGGAUGAAGCCGAAGGCGUUAGAUUUAAGUUGACCGAUGCAGUCGCCGUUUCAGAUAACGGCGUUCUGUAUUUCACAGAUGCUUCUUAUAAGUAUAGUCUCCAUCAAUUUAGUUUUGAUAUCUUGGAAGGUAAACCACAUGGUCGUCUCAUGAGCUUUGACCCGACCACACGUGUCACACGUGUGCUCCUCAGAGAUCUUUACUUCGCUAAUGGUGUCUCUAUGUCUCCUGAUCAAACCCAUCUCAUCUUCUGUGAAACCCCCAUGAGAAGAUGCAGUAAGUAUUACAUCAAUGGAGGGCGUGUGGAGGUGUUCAUUCAUGGCUUACCAGGUUAUCCAGAUAACAUUCGGUAUGAUGGAGAUGGACAUUACUGGAUUGCAAUGCCUUCGGGAGUAACAACGUUGUGGAAGCUCUCUAUGAAAUACCCGUUCUUGAGGAAAAUCACAGCCAUAGCGGCUAAGUACGGAUACGAACCUAUGUUUAUGGAGGAUGCAGGCGUUUUGCAGGUGGAUUUGGAUGGGAAUCCCAUAGCGUACUACCAUGAUCAGAAACUCUCUCACAUAACCACGGGUGUCAAGAUUGGGAACUAUCUCUACUGUGGAAGUCUCUUGCAAUCACACAUCAUCCGACUCGAUCUCCUGAAAUAUCCUGCACAGAACAAGAAGAUUUGAAUACCACAAAGGAAUUUUUACAUUUUUAGCAGUAUUUCGAUUCACUAGAUGUAAACUCAUCGUCCCUGAAAAUGAGUGAUGAUGUUUAUGACACUAGCCUAGCCUAUACAAGUUACAAACCAUACAAUCUUAGGCAUUUCAAUAAAAUAAAUAUAGUUUAAAGCCCACGAGGUUUCCACUA